Molecule: messenger RNA, 665 nt
Organism: Cucumis sativus (cucumber)
Lineage: Eukaryota; Viridiplantae; Streptophyta; Magnoliopsida; Cucurbitales; Cucurbitaceae
Exons: 5
Coding region: 222-587 (121 amino acids)
Source: RefSeq, a predicted model, not a curated record
GCACACGUUUAAGGCAGAAAGGCAAGAGUUCUUUCCUUGCUGACUGUUGACAGCUGGCAGUCCCUUUUGUUUUCUUUUUCUUUUUGGUCACUCUUAACUUCUAUUUGCUUCUCAAAUCGAGAGGCUGAACUGAAGUGGAGAGGCUGUUCUUCCACUGUUGCAACAUUUGAAUCUCCCCCCCCUCUUUCACCUCCUCCGAUUCAAUUGCAGCAGCACCGUCAAUGGCUGCUCAGGACUAUUCUGCUUCAACUCGUUGGACGUUCCAGGCACUCCUUACUUUCCUCUUCAACUGUUUUUGUUUUCUUGAUUUCAAGAGGUUCUAUGAUUCCACAUUUGGGAGAAAGAAGGAGUCGAAGUCUCGGGAAGGUGAGACAUCCAAUUCGGCUUUGAAAAAUGAGACUAGUUUGGGCACAGCGGCAAAUGGAACUGCGCACGGGCCUGAAUUGGCCAUCUACGAGCAGUUUCGGUUGCAGAGUAAUUCAAGUUCUGCACCUGGAGCUGUGGCCAACCGUAAUACGGUGACUAUACAGAAGCCUUUGCUUCCUCCAUUGGAAUCUGCAGAAAUGCGCAACAUAGCUGAUUGCUAGGCAUCCUGACUGUCCUACACUGCCUUAUUCAGAGAUAUAAUACGUGGAAAUCCAGAUAUUAAGUGGGAAACCAUCAAA